Glycine soja is the source of this 3000-nucleotide messenger RNA. RefSeq names its product probable galactinol--sucrose galactosyltransferase 2. The record is from RefSeq and is a predicted model, not a curated record. Bases 239 to 2626 code for a protein of 795 amino acids. Gene Ontology annotation, molecular function: raffinose alpha-galactosidase activity. The transcript has 15 exons. NCBI's taxonomy places the organism in Eukaryota, Viridiplantae, Streptophyta, Magnoliopsida, Fabales, Fabaceae.
UCUCUCAGUAUCUCACCCCAAAAUUUCAGAAGCUAGUGAUCAAUCAUCAACACAGAGCUGAGUGUGUUGCUCUGUGAAUCCACCUUCUUCUUCCAUUGGAGGACCAUUUCCUCCUGGAAUAGAAAUACUACCACACUUUUCUUUUUUCACUUCUCUAAGUUGCUAAGUUAAUUGCUCCUUCAUUUUUUCACUCUUCGUUCUCGCGUACCCGUGUCGCGGUAACUCGGUUAAAAAGGUGAUGCUAAGGACAACAUCAAUUCUUCCCACAACGUGGAUUCCUCCUUCGCGUGAACCACAUCGCAAUCUAUCUAACGUGUGCUUAACCUUUUACCAUCACCAUCAUCAUAAGUCCCUAGUGGUGAAGUGUUCGAAAAUGACUGUCACACCUAAGAUCUCAGUUAACGAUGGGAAACUUGUUGUCCAUGGUAAGACCAUUCUGACUGGAGUGCCAGACAACGUUGUGCUGACUCCAGGUUCUGGAAGGGGUCUUGUGACUGGUGCUUUUGUUGGUGCCACAGCUUCACACAGCAAAAGUCUCCAUGUGUUUCCAAUGGGUGUUUUAGAGGGGCUCCGGUUCAUGUGUUGUUUCCGGUUCAAGUUAUGGUGGAUGACUCAGAGAAUGGGAACUUGUGGGAGGGAUGUUCCUCUGGAGACUCAAUUCAUGCUUAUUGAGAGCAAAGAGAGUGAAACUGAUGGGGAGAAUUCUCCAAUCAUCUACACUGUCUUGCUUCCUCUCCUCGAAGGUCAAUUCCGAGCUGUUCUUCAAGGCAAUGACAAGAACGAGAUAGAGAUUUGCCUCGAGAGUGGGGAUAAUGCAGUUGAGACUGACCAAGGCCUUCACAUGGUUUACAUGCAUGCUGGGACCAAUCCCUUUGAAGUCAUCAAUCAAGCUGUCAAGGCUGUGGAAAAACACAUGCAAACUUUUCUUCAUCGUGAGAAGAAAAGGUUGCCAUCUUGUCUUGACUGGUUUGGAUGGUGCACAUGGGAUGCUUUCUAUACUGAUGUCACAGCUGAGGGUGUUGAGGAAGGCCUGAAAAGUCUAUCACAGGGAGGUACACCUCCACGAUUCCUCAUCAUAGAUGAUGGUUGGCAACAGAUUGAAAAUAAAGCAAAGGAUGCUACUGAAUGUUUGGUACAAGAAGGAGCACAGUUUGCUACUAGGUUGACUGGUAUUAAAGAGAAUACUAAAUUUCAAAAGAAAUUACAGAACAAUGAGCAGAUGUCAGGUCUGAAGCAUCUAGUACAUGGAGCAAAGCAGCAUCACAAUGUGAAAAAUGUAUAUGUAUGGCAUGCACUAGCUGGUUAUUGGGGUGGAGUGAAGCCAGCAGCAACCGGCAUGGAACAUUAUGACACUGCCUUGGCAUAUCCAGUGCAGUCACCAGGCGUGCUAGGAAACCAACCAGACAUUGUCAUGGACAGCUUGGCUGUACAUGGCCUUGGCCUAGUGCACCCAAAGAAGGUUUUCAAUUUCUACAACGAGCUCCAUGCUUACUUAGCUUCUUGUGGAGUAGAUGGAGUGAAGGUUGAUGUGCAGAACAUUAUUGAGACCCUUGGUGCGGGACAUGGUGGCCGAGUGUCACUUACUCGCAGCUAUCAUCACGCGCUUGAGGCUUCCAUUGCUAGCAAUUUUACUGAUAACGGAUGCAUUGCGUGUAUGUGUCACAACACUGAUGGACUUUAUAGUGCUAAGCAGACUGCUAUUGUGAGAGCUUCUGAUGAUUUUUACCCUCGUGAUCCUGCUUCCCAUACCAUCCAUAUUUCUUCUGUUGCAUACAACUCACUAUUCCUUGGAGAAUUCAUGCAACCUGACUGGGACAUGUUUCAUAGUUUACACCCAGCAGCAGAUUAUCAUGCUGCAGCUCGUGCAAUUGGUGGAUGUCCUAUUUAUGUUAGUGACAAGCCAGGCAAUCACAAUUUUGAUCUUCUUAAGAAGCUGGUUCUCCCGGAUGGUUCGGUUCUCCGUGCUCAGUUACCUGGCAGGCCAACUCGUGAUUCUCUAUUUGUGGAUCCAGCCAGAGAUAGGACUAGCUUGCUCAAAAUAUGGAACCUGAACAAAUGCUCUGGAGUUGUUGGUGUAUUUAACUGCCAAGGUGCUGGAUGGUGCAAGAUAGAGAAGAAAACCCGCAUCCAUGAUACAUCUCCUGGUACACUCACCGCCUCUGUCUGCGCCUCUGAUGUUGACCUCAUCACACAAGUAGCAGGAGCUGAAUGGCUUGGAGAUACAAUUGUUUAUGCUUACAGAUCAGGUGAGGUGAUUCGGCUACCAAAAGGGGUUUCAAUUCCAGUGACACUAAAAGUUCUGGAGUUUGAGCUUUUCCACUUCUGUCCAAUCCAAGAAAUAGCUCCAAGUAUAUCAUUUGCAGCAAUAGGGCUACUGGAUAUGUUCAACACUGGAGGAGCAGUGGAGCAGGUUGAGAUUCAUAACCGAGCAGCAACGAAAACAAUAGCUCUUAGUGUAAGGGGAAGAGGCAGAUUUGGAGUUUACUCCUCCCAGAGACCACUGAAGUGUGUGGUAGGUGGCGCUGAAACCGACUUCAACUAUGACUCAGAGACCGGGUUGACAACCUUCUCCAUUCCAGUUUCUCCAGAGGAGAUGUACAGAUGGUCAAUAGAGAUCCAAGUUUGAGUCCUUUUUAAGACUUGGUGUUUGAUGCAUUGUUGUAUCAGGAGAAGGGUUUUGUUGUAAUUAAGGAUUGAGGGAAUUGUUGGAGUCAGGCAGAGAGAGAGGGGGGAGGUUUGUUGUAAGACACCUAGUAUUAGUAUCAUGUAGUGGAGAAAAAGGGUUGUUGAUCCUAAUAGCUAGACAAGGCAUGUUGUAGUAGUCAUGGGGUGGGGAAGUCCUUUUGUUGUAGCAUGUAAUUUGGUUUAGACUUGUAGUAUGUCAUCAAUUAGAUGGAUAAAGAGAGAAUAUUGUUAUCUACCCGAGGAUGUAACAAUGUUUGUUUCUCUGAAUAAAAAGUUCACAUCUGUCUUUUGGAAUAAAACUAGUGAAUUACUGUC